CGUGGGCACCGGGCGAGUGUGGACAGAGUCGGAGUCCGGACGAGGAACUGAGCGUUGACGCCCGCACCGCGCGGAAGGGAGCGGACUUCUGAUGAAUUCUGCAAACCAGUCGGGCACCAUGAACGGCCACGCCACUCCUCUCGACAUCUUAGUGACCAACGGCCUCGAGGUGUCCAGAGUCCCUAAGACUGGGAAGACCGUUCCAGGAGUUGGCAUCUCUUCUGCACCCCAGGCUGAGGCUGCCCUGCCCACCAAGAUCAGGAGCAUUGCUGGGGUGUACGUGGAGGCCUCUGGCCAGUCCCUGAGUCUCUAUGUGGCCAUGAAGCAGGGUCUGCUGCCCUCAGGGCUUGGGCUGGCUUUGCUGGAGGCCCAGGCAGCCACUGGGGGUCUGGUGAACCCUGCCCAGGGCCGGCUGCUACUCGUGUCUGAGGCCCUGAGCCAAGGGCUGGUAGGUCUGGAAUUGAAGGAGAAGCUGCUGGCUGCCGAGCGUGCAGUUACCGGGUACCCAGACCCCUACGGAGGUACAAAGCUGCCUCUCUUCCAGGCCAUUGGGAAAGAGAUCGUAGACAGGGCACUGGGGAGGAAGUGGCUGGAGGCCCAGCUGGCCACUGGGGGCGUGGUAGACCCUGCCCAGGGUGUGCGCGUGGAUCCGAAGUCCGCCUGCCAGCAGGGCCUCCUGGACCAGGAGACAUGGCAAAGCCUGGAGGAGUGUGAACCUGGAUCAGAAGCUGUUGGCUUCUGCGACCCCAACACGCUGGAGCAGCUGCCAUACCGUGAGCUGCUGGGCAGGUGUGUGGAGGCCUCCAGCACGGGGCUGGCCCUGCUGCCUCUGAAGACCACCUUCUGCACCCUGAGUGGGGCCGUGAGCACAGCUGAGCUGCUGGAGGUGGGGGUCCUGGACGAGGAGACAUCCCGCGGCCUGCGGGAGGGCCAGCUGGCUGUGCCGGAUGUGAGCGCCCGUGCUGACGUGCAGCGCUACCUGAAGGGCACUGGUGGUGUGGCUGGGGUGGUCCUGUUGCCCUCUGGCCACAAGAAGAGCCUUUGCCAGGCUGCUUCAGAGCACCUGCUCCCACUGGGCACUGUGCUUCCACUCCUGGAGGCUCAGGCCGCCACUUGCACCCUGGUGGACCCAGCCACUGGCUGGCAGCUGUGGGUGGAUGAGGCAGUCCGGGCUGGUCUGGUCAGGCCCGAGUUCCAUGGGCAGCUGCUGGUGGCAGAGCAGGCAGUGACGGGCUUCCAUGAUCCCUUCAGUGGCUCGCGCAUCCCCCUGUUCCAGGCCAUGCAGAAGGGGCUGGUGGACAAGCUGCUGGCACUGCGGCUGCUGGAUGCCCAGCUGGCCACAGGGGGCCUGGUGUGCCCAGCCCGCCGUCUCCGGCUGCCCCUGGAGGCUGCUCUCCGCUUUGGCUGCCUGGAUGAGGAGACCCGGCAGUGCCUCUCACAGACUGCAGGCUUCUCAGACCCCAUCACCCAGGAGAACCUCAGCUACGGGCAGCUCUUGGCUCACUGUGUCACUGACCCAGAGACAGGCCUUGCCUUCCUGCCCCUCACAGGAGGGGCCUGCAGGGACAAGCCCCAGGGGCCCCCAUUCAUUGAGCACGGCACCCGGCAGGCCUUGAGCGAAGCCAUGGCCACUGUCUCCGCGGGGAAGUUCCAGGGCCGGCCUGUGUCCCUCUGGGAGCUGCUCUUCUCUGAGGUGAUCCCAGCGGGGCAGAGAGCCACGUUGGCCCAGCAGCACAAGGAGGGGGCCCUGUCCGUGGAGGCACUGGCCACCCAGCUGAAGGCCACUGCUGAGCAGGCUGCAGCUGCAGCCACAGCCAGUGUCACCUUCUCGGGGCUGAGGGACACUGUGACGCCAGGACAGCUGCUGGAGUCUGAGAUCAUCGAUCGGGACGUGUACGAGCAGCUGGAGCGCGGGCAGGCCACGGCGCGCGAUGUGGGCCUCCUGGACUCGGUGCAACGCUACCUGCAGGGCACUGGGAGCAUCGCCGGCCUGCUGCUGCCCAGCUCCCAGGAGCAGCUCAGCAUCUACGAGGCCCGCAGCAAGGGGCUGGUGCGGCCUGGCACAGCCCUGGUGCUGCUGGAGGCCCAGGCUGCCACCGGCUUCAUCAUCGACCCAAAGGAGAACAAGAGGUACUCUGUGGAGGAGGCGCUGAAGGCCGGCGUCAUAGGGCCCGAUGUGUAUGCCAAACUGCUGUCGGCCGAGCGCGCUGUUACCGGCUACACCGACCCCUACACAGGCGAGCAGAUCUCCCUCUUCCAGGCCAUGCAGAAGGACCUCAUUGUGCGGGACCAUGGCGUGCGUCUGCUGGAGGCCCAGAUCGCCACAGGCGGCAUCAUCGACCCUGUGCACAGCCACCGUGUGCCUGUGGAGGUGGCCUACCAGCGUGGCUACUUUGACCGGGCAUUGAACCUGGUCUUGUCAGACCCCAGUGAUGACACCAAGGGCUUCUUUGACCCCAACACUCACGAGAACCUCACCUACCUGCAGCUGCUGGAGCGCUGCGUGCGCGACCCCGACACCGGGCUGUGUCUCCUACCGCUCAGCAGUGGGCAGCCCCAGCUGGUGGAUGGUGCCACACGGCAGACCUUCCAGGGCCAGCUGCUGUCGGUGCAUUACGGGCGAUUCCAGGGCCGGAGGGUGACUCUGUGGGAGCUUGUCAAUUCGGAGUAUGUCUGUGAGGACUGGCGGCGACAGCUGCUCCGGCAGUUCCGGCUACGGAAGGUGACACUGGAGCAGAUCAUUCACCUGCUGCAGAAAGAGUCACGGCGGUGGGCGGACGUCACGCUGCCCACACUUCACGGCCGUGUCCGUGCCUUCGAGCUUCUGGAGGCUGGCGUCAUCGAUGAGAAGCUUCUGGACUGUGUGCUGGCAGGGGCCGUGAGCCCUGAGGCACUGCUCCAGGUGGACGCUGUGCGCAGGUGCCUGCAUGGAUCAGGCGCCCUGGGCGGCGUGCUGCUGCAGCCCUCCAACCGGCGCCUCAGCCUCUACCAGGCCAUGCAGCAGAAGCUGCUGGGCCCGGGUGUGGGCCUGGCCCUGCUGGAGGCCCAGGCAGCCACUGGGGCCCUGCUGGACCCCCACAGCCAGGAGGCUCUGACAGUGGAUGAGGCUGUGCGCAGGGGGCUGGUGGGGCCUGAGAUAUAUGGCCAGCUGCGGCGGGCUGAGGAUGCCGUCACUGGCUUCAGAGACCCCUUCUCCGGGAAGAGAGUGUCCACUUUCCAGGCCAUGAAGAAAGGCCUGGUCCCCGUGGAGCAAGCCACCCGCCUCCUGGAGGCCCAGGUGGCCACAGGAGGGGUCGUCGACCCUGUUGGCCACUACCACCUUCCCAUGCCAGCAGCCACCAAGCGCGGCUGCAUCGACCAGGAGAUGGAGAAGGUGCUGAGCAGGGCCCCCCAGACCUUCCCCAGCCCCGACGGCCGGGGCCACACCAGCUAUGCCCAGCUUCUUGAGCACUGUCCCCGUGACGAGGCCUCCGGCCUGCUCCUCCUUCCACUGCCAGACAGCGCCCCCUCCGUGCCCACAGACGAGCAGGUCCAGGAGGCCCUGCAGGCUGCACAGGGAGCUGAGGACGGCACAUCGCUCUGGGACCUGCUCAGGUCACACCACUUCACUGAGGAGCAGCGCCAGGGCUUCCUGGAGGACUUCCGGGUGGGCCGGCGCUCAGAGCAGCAGCUGCGUGAAGCCCUGCAGAGCUGGCUGCACGGGGCAGAGCUGCGGGCACGCACCCAGGUGUCAGUGCCUGGGCCAAGGGGCGAGGUCCCCGCCGUGUGGCUGCUGGACGCCGGCAUCAUCUCCCAAGACACCCUGGAGGCACUGGCCCAAGGCCAUCAGUCCCCCGAUGAGGUGGCCUCGCAGCCCGUGGUGAGAGCCUGCUUAUGGGGCACAGGCUGCGUGGCUGGCGUGCUGCUGCAGCCCUCAGGGGCAAAAGCCAGCAUCGACCGGGCUAUGCAGGAUGGUCUCCUGCCUGUGGGCCUGGGGCAGAGGCUGCUGGAGGCCCAGGUGGCCUGCAGUGCCCUGGUCGACCCCGUGACCAACCGACGGCUGUCGGUGGAGGACGCAGUCAAGGCUGGCCUGGUGGGCGGAGGGCUGAGUGAGCAGCUCCGGCUGACCGAGAGGGUGGUGGCUGGGUUCCCGGACCCCUGCUCAGGCCGCGCCCUCUCACUGUGGCAGGCCAUGGAGCAGGGGCUGGUGCCCCGAGCCGAGGGCCUCCCCCUGCUGCAGGCGCAGCUGGCCACAGGGGGCGCCAUGGACCCCACCCACCAGGUGCACUUGCCGCUGCCUGUGGCCUGCAGACUUGGGCUACUGGAUGAGGCCAUGGGCCAGGCACUGAGCUCAACCAAUGAGGACGUGAGGUUCUUCUUCGACCCCAGCACCCGGGACAAGGUGACAUACCAGGAGCUCAGAGCCCGGUGCGUCCAGGACACUGCCACCGGCCUGUGGCUGCUGCAACUUUCACAGGACAUGACGCUUGACGUGGACGAGCACACAGCAGUGGCCCUGCGUGCCAUGAAGGUACCGGUGGACGCAGGCAGGCUCAAGGGGCAGGCCGUGUCACUGUGGGACCUCCUGCGCUCCGAGUACGUCACCGCAGAGCAGCGCAGGGAGCUGGCAGCACUCUGCGGGUCCGGGCGGGCCGCAGCACUGCGCGAGGUGGUCCACACCAUCACUGCGCUUGUCAAGGCGGCAGAGACACACCCCUCUCGGGCUGUCUUCCAGGGGCUCCGGAAGCAGGUGUCAGCCAGCGACCUGUUCCGGUCCCAGCUGAUCGACAAGAAGACACUGGACGAGCUGACCCAGGGAAAGAAGACAGUGCAAGAGGUCACACAGAUGGCCAGCGUGCGGCGCUUCCUGGAAGGAGGCAAUUUCAUCGCCGGCGUGCGCAUCCAGGCCACUGGGGAGACCAUGAGCAUCCCUGAGGCCCUGCGCCGGCACAUCCUGCGGCCUGGCACCGCCUUGGUGCUGCUGGAGGCCCAGGCUGCCACUGGCUUUGUCAUCGACCCCGUGAAGAACCAGAAGCUAACGGUGGAGCAGGCGUUCUCAGCAGGAAUGUUUGGCAAGGAAACCUACGAGAAGCUACUGUCAGCUGAGCGCGCUGUCACCGGCUACACCGACCCCUACACAGGCGAGCAGAUCUCCCUCUUCCAGGCCAUGCAGAAGGACCUCAUCGUGCGGGACCAUGGUGUGCGUCUGCUGGAGGCCCAGAUCGCCACAGGCGGCAUCAUCGACCCUGUGCACAGCCACCGUGUGCCUGUGGAGGUAGCCUACCAGCGCGGCUACUUCAAUGAGGACAUGAACCGCGUGCUAGCAGACCCCAGUGAUGACACCAAGGGCUUCUUUGACCCCAACACUCACGAGAACCUCACCUACCUGCAGCUGCUGGAGCGCUGCGUGCGUGACCCUGACACCGGACUGUACAUGCUACAGAUUGUCAAGAAAGGAGAAACCUACAUGUUCAUCGACAAGGCCACCAGGGACCUUCUGGGAUCAAAAACCAUGAAGAUGCACGUGGGGAGGUUUGCAGGACAGACAGUCUCCCUUUGGGACGUGCUGUCUUCCCAGGACUUCACAGAGGAGAGGCGGCGAGAACUCGUCCAGGGAUACAAAACCAAAAAGCUGUCCCUGGAGAGACUGUUGGAAGUCAUCACCACGACAGUCGAAGAAACCGAGAAGCAAAACCAAGCCAUCCAGGUGACAGGCCCUCAGGGACUGGUGUCAGCAGCAGAGCUGUUCAACUCAGGAAUCAUUGAUAAGAAAACACUGGAUACUCUGCAAACAGAGAAGAGCGGUGGGCAGAGCCUCCUUAAGCUGGCACAUGUGAAGAGCUUCCUUGAGGGCCAUGGCUGCAUCGCAGGGGUGACCAUUCCAUCCACCCACGAGGUCAUGGGCAUCUACGAGGCCAGCAAGAAGGAGCUGGUGCCUGUGGGGAUAGCGGUGCAGCUGUUGGAGGCACAAGCGGCCACAGGCUUCAUGCUGGACCCCCGAGGCCACCAGAAGCUUCCUGUGGACGAGGCUCUGGCGGCUGGCCUGGUAGGUGCGGAGUUACAGGAAAAACUCUUGAGUGCAGAGAAGGCAGCCAAAGGACACAUCGACCCGGCCACAGGCAACCGGAUCUCACUGUUCCAGGCCAUGGAGCAGAAGCUGGUCCCAAGGGAAGACGCACUGAGGCUGCUGGAGGUGCAGGUGGCCACGGGUGGCAUCAUUGACCCCCUGCAUGGCCACCGAGUGCCCCUGGACACGGCCUACCAGCGUGGCCUUAUGCACCAGGACACUUACCUGCUUGUGUCAGACCAGAAGCUUAUGAAGAAGCGGUUUCUGGACCCAAACACGCAGGAGAGUGUCACGUACCAAGACCUGCAGGCACAGUGCCAGAUGGAGGAGGCAACGGGCUGGGCCCUGCUCCCAGUGGCCCAGGAUACACAGGACUGCAGGUAUGUUGAUGAGGCCACCAGGAAGGCUCUAGAUGCUGAGUGGGUAGACAUCAAGGUGGGACGGUAUCGUGGCCAGCGAUGGUCAGUAUGGAAACUUCUGAACUCGGAAUACAUGACAGAGGAAAAAAAGCAAGAGCUGGUAGCAAAAUACAAAAAGGAAACAUCACACGCGCUGGAGAAAGUGGUGAAGGUUAUCCUGGAGCUAAUCACAGAGAAGGAGAGGAGCACAAAGCAGCUAUGGUUCCAGGGGAUCCGAAGGCAGAUCACGCCCUCUGAGCUCUUCAACUCACACAUCAUCACCAAGGACACGCUGGAGGCUCUGGAGAAAGGCCAGAGCUCAGUGGAGGAAAUCCAGAAGCAAGCAGCCGUCAAGCGCUACCUGGAGGGCACCAGCUGCAUCGCCGGCGUGCUGGCGCCUUGCAGGGACGAGCCCAGCCACCAGGAGAAGAUGAGCAUCUACCAGGCCAUGUGGAAGGGCGUGCUGCGGCCCGGCACCGCCCUGGUGCUGCUGGAGGCGCAGGCCGCCACCGGCUUCAUCAUCGACCCCGUGGGCAACAGGCGGCUGUCGGUGGAGGAGGCCGUGGCCGAGGGCGUGGUGGGCGGCGAGGUGCGUGAGAAGCUGCUGUCGGCCGAGCGCGCCGUCACCGGCUACACCGACCCCUACACGGGCGAGCAGAUCUCCCUCUUCCAGGCCAUGCAGAAGGACCUCAUCGUGCGGGACCACGGCGUGCGUCUGCUGGAGGCCCAGAUCGCCACGGGCGGCGUCAUCGACCCGGUGCACAGCCACCGCGUGCCCGUGGAGGUGGCCUACCAGCGCGGCUACUUCGACGAGGACAUGAACCGCGUGCUGGCGGACCCCGGCGACGACACCAAGGGCUUCUUCGACCCCAACACGCACGAGAACCUCACCUACCUGCAGCUGCUGGGGCGCUGCGUGCGCGACCCCGACACCGGGCUCUACAUGCUGCAGCUGGCGGGCCCGGGCGCUGCCGUGCACCAACUGGGCGAGGAGCUGCGCGCGGCGCUUCGCGGGGCCCGCGUGACGCCUGGCUCGGGUGCCCUGCGGGGUCAGAGCGUGUCCGUGUGGGACCUGCUCUUCCACCGCGAGGUCCCCGAGAGCCAGCGGCAGGACCUGCUUCGCAGGUACCGGGCAGGCACGCUGACUGUGCAGGAGGUGGGCGCGUCCCUGACGGCACUGCUGGACGGGGACCGUGCAGACGGGGAGCGCGGGGGCUCCCAGAAGGACCCUCGGGGGGCCCUGCGUGCCGCCACGAUGGAGGUGCGGGUGGGCCGCCUGCAGGGCCGGGCGGUGCCCGUCUGGGACGUGCUGGCGUCCAGCUACGUGAGCGUCCACACCCGCGAGGAGCUGCUGGCCCAGUUCGGCUCGGGGGCGCUUGACCUGCCCGCACUGACCCGCAGGCUGACCACCAUCAUCGAGGAGGCCGAAGGGUGCCCCGGGGCACAGAGGAGUGGUCACGAGGAAGUGACGGCUGGCACGGGGCCCUCCCACGCCAAGGACGAGAACGAGUCCGAAAGUGACGCCAACACCGAGACAGACGAUGACGUCCAGGCUUCCCGGCGCCGCCAGGAGCAGGUCCUACGUGCUGCCACCAUGGAGCUGGCCGUCGGGCAGUUCCAGGGCCAGCCGGUGUCUGCCUGGGACGUCCUCUGGUCCUCCUACCUGAGCGAGACCCGCCGAGAGGAGCUGCUGGCCCAGCAUGCGGCCGGCGCCCUGGCCCUGCCCGCCCUAGUGGCCAUCCUCACCCAAGUGGUCGAGGAGAUGGAGGAACGGCUGAGCCGGGUGUCCUUCCGCGGCCUGCGGCGCCAGGUGUCCGCCUCCGAGCUUCGAACGGCCAAGAUCCUGGACCCGGAGACCCUGCGGGACCUGGCCCAGGGCACCAAGACCCUGCAGGAGGUCACAGAGAUGGACGCGGUCAAGCGCUACCUGGAGGGCACCAGCUGCAUCGCCGGCGUGCUGGCGCCUUGCAGGGACGAGCCCAGCCGCCAGGAGAAGAUGAGCAUCUACCAGGCCAUGUGGAAGGGCGUGCUGCGGCCCGGCACCGCCCUGGUGCUGCUGGAGGCGCAGGCCGCCACCGGCUUCAUCAUCGACCCCGUGGGCAACAGGCGGCUGUCGGUGGAGGAGGCCGUGGCCGAGGGCGUGGUGGGCGGUGAGGUGCGUGAGAAGCUGCUGUCGGCCGAGCGCGCCGUCACCGGCUACACCGACCCCUACACGGGCGAGCAGAUCUCCCUCUUCCAGGCCAUGCAGAAGGACCUCAUCGUGCGGGACCACGGCGUGCGUCUGCUGGAGGCCCAGAUCGCCACGGGCGGCGUCAUCGACCCGGUGCACAGCCACCGCGUGCCCGUGGAGGUGGCCUACCAGCGCGGCUACUUCGACGAGGACAUGAACCGCGUGCUGGCGGACCCCGGCGACGACACCAAGGGCUUCUUCGACCCCAACACGCACGAGAACCUCACCUACCUGCAGCUGCUGGGGCGCUGCGUGCGCGACCCCGACACCGGGCUCUACAUGCUGCAGCUGGCGGGCCCGGGCGCUGCCGUGCACCAACUGGGCGAGGAGCUGCGCGCGGCGCUUCGCGGGGCCCGCGUGACGCCUGGCUCGGGUGCCCUGCGGGGACAGAGCGUGUCCGUGUGGGACCUGCUCUUCCACCGCGAGGUCCCCGAGAGCCAGCGGCAGGACCUGCUUCGCAGGUACCGGGCAGGCACGCUGACUGUGCAGGAGGUGGGCGCGUCCCUGACGGCACUGCUGGACGGGGACCGUGCAGACGGGGAGCGCGGGGGCUCCCAGAAGGACCCUCGGGGGGCCCUGCGUGCCGCCACGAUGGAGGUGCGGGUGGGCCGCCUGCAGGGCCGGGCGGUGCCCGUCUGGGACGUGCUGGCGUCCAGCUAUGUGAGCGUCCACACCCGCGAGGAGCUGCUGGCCCAGUUCGGCUCGGGGGCGCUUGACCUGCCCGCACUGACCCGCAGGCUGACCACCAUCAUCGAGGAGGCCGAAGGGUGCCCCGGGGCACAGAGGAGUGGUCACGAGGAAGUGACGGCUGGCACGGGGCCCUCCCACGCCAAGGACGAGAACGAGUCCGAAAGUGACGCCAACACCGAGACAGACGAUGACGUCCAGGCUUCCCGGCGCCGCCAGGAGCAGGUCCUACGUGCUGCCACCAUGGAGCUGGCCGUCGGGCAGUUCCAGGGCCAGCCGGUGUCUGCCUGGGACGUCCUCUGGUCCUCCUACCUGAGCGAGACCUGCCGAGAGGAGCUGCUGGCCCAGCAUGCGGCCGGCGCCCUGGCCCUGCCCGCCCUAGUGGCCAUCCUCACCCAAGUGGUCGAGGAGAUGGAGGAACGGCUGAGCCGGGUGUCCUUCCGCGGCCUGCGGCGCCAGGUGUCCGCCUCCGAGCUUCGAACGGCCAAGAUCCUGGACCCGGAGACCCUGCGGGACCUGGCCCAGGGCACCAAGACCCUGCAGGAGGUCACAGAGAUGGACGCGGUCAAGCGCUACCUGGAGGGCACCAGCUGCAUCGCCGGCGUGCUGGCGCCUUGCAGGGACGAGCCCAGCCGCCAGGAGAAGAUGAGCAUCUACCAGGCCAUGUGGAAGGGCGUGCUGCGGCCCGGCACCGCCCUGGUGCUGCUGGAGGCGCAGGCCGCCACCGGCUUCAUCAUCGACCCCGUGGGCAACAGGCGGCUGUCGGUGGAGGAGGCCGUGGCCGAGGGCGUGGUGGGCGGCGAGGUGCGUGAGAAGCUGCUGUCGGCCGAGCGCGCCGUCACCGGCUACACCGACCCCUACACGGGCGAGCAGAUCUCCCUCUUCCAGGCCAUGCAGAAGGACCUCAUCGUGCGGGACCACGGCGUGCGUCUGCUGGAGGCCCAGAUCGCCACGGGCGGCGUCAUCGACCCGGUGCACAGCCACCGCGUGCCCGUGGAGGUGGCCUACCAGCGCGGCUACUUCGACGAGGACAUGAACCGCGUGCUGGCGGACCCCGGCGACGACACCAAGGGCUUCUUCGACCCCAACACGCACGAGAACCUCACCUACCUGCAGCUGCUGGGGCGCUGCGUGCGCGACCCCGACACCGGGCUCUACAUGCUGCAGCUGGCGGGCCCGGGCGCUGCCGUGCACCAACUGGGCGAGGAGCUGCGCGCGGCGCUUCGCGGGGCCCGCGUGACGCCUGGCUCGGGUGCCCUGCGGGGACAGAGCGUGUCCGUGUGGGACCUGCUCUUCCACCGCGAGGUCCCCGAGAGCCAGCGGCAGGACCUGCUUCGCAGGUACCGGGCAGGCACGCUGACUGUGCAGGAGGUGGGCGCGUCCCUGACGGCACUGCUGGACGGGGACCGUGCAGACGGGGAGCGCGGGGGCUCCCAGAAGGACCCUCGGGGGGCCCUGCGUGCCGCCACGAUGGAGGUGCGGGUGGGCCGCCUGCAGGGCCGGGCGGUGCCCGUCUGGGACGUGCUGGCGUCCAGCUACGUGAGCGUCCACACCCGCGAGGAGCUGCUGGCCCAGUUCGGCUCGGGGGCGCUUGACCUGCCCGCACUGACCCGCAGGCUGACCACCAUCAUCGAGGAGGCCGAAGGGUGCCCCGGGGCACAGAGGAGUGGUCACGAGGAAGUGACGGCUGGCACGGGGCCCUCCCACGCCAAGGACGAGAACGAGUCCGAAAGUGACGCCAACACCGAGACAGACGAUGACGUCCAGGCUUCCCGGCGCCGCCAGGAGCAGGUCCUACGUGCUGCCACCAUGGAGCUGGCCGUCGGGCAGUUCCAGGGCCAGCCGGUGUCUGCCUGGGACGUCCUCUGGUCCUCCUACCUGAGCGAGACCCGCCGAGAGGAGCUGCUGGCCCAGCAUGCGGCCGGCGCCCUGGCCCUGCCCGCCCUAGUGGCCAUCCUCACCCAAGUGGUCGAGGAGAUGGAGGAACGGCUGAGCCGGGUGUCCUUCCGCGGCCUGCGGCGCCAGGUGUCCGCCUCCGAGCUUCGAACGGCCAAGAUCCUGGACCCGGAGACCCUGCGGGACCUGGCCCAGGGCACCAAGACCCUGCAGGAGGUCACAGAGAUGGACGCGGUCAAGCGCUACCUGGAGGGCACCAGCUGCAUCGCCGGCGUGCUGGCGCCUUGCAGGGACGAGCCCAGCCGCCAGGAGAAGAUGAGCAUCUACCAGGCCAUGUGGAAGGGCGUGCUGCGGCCCGGCACCGCCCUGGUGCUGCUGGAGGCGCAGGCCGCCACCGGCUUCAUCAUCGACCCCGUGGGCAACAGGCGGCUGUCGGUGGAGGAGGCCGUGGCCGAGGGCGUGGUGGGCGGCGAGGUGCGUGAGAAGCUGCUGUCGGCCGAGCGCGCCGUCACCGGCUACACCGACCCCUACACGGGCGAGCAGAUCUCCCUCUUCCAGGCCAUGCAGAAGGACCUCAUCGUGCGGGACCACGGCGUGCGUCUGCUGGAGGCCCAGAUCGCCACGGGCGGCGUCAUCGACCCGGUGCACAGCCACCGCGUGCCCGUGGAGGUGGCCUACCAGCGCGGCUACUUCGACGAGGACAUGAACCGCGUGCUGGCGGACCCCGGCGACGACACCAAGGGCUUCUUCGACCCCAACACGCACGAGAACCUCACCUACCUGCAGCUGCUGGGGCGCUGCGUGCGCGACCCUGACACUGGUCUUCUGUUUUUAUCUGUCUCAGGGGAGAAAUGAGAGUGGUGGAAAAUACAUUCACCAUGUUGUGUGACCAUCACCACCAUCUAUUUCCGGGUCUCUUUCAUCCUCCCAGAUAGAAACUCAGUGCCCCUUAAAUCCUAAUUCCCCAUCCUCCCAUCCUGAGAGCCCUGAGGACCUCCAUUCUUCUUUCUGUCUCCUGCAAUUUGCCUUUCUAGAUAGUUCGUUUAAGUGUAUUCAUAUAAUAUGUGUCCCUUUGUGUCUCAUUUUUUUCAUUCAGUAUAAUGUUUUCACAGUUCAUCCAGGUUGUAGUGUCUAUCAGAACUUUGUUUUUCUUGGUGGCUGAAUAGUACUGCAUUGUGUAUAGGUACCACAUUGUGUUUAUCCACUCACCUGUUGAUGGACACUUGGGCUGUUUCCACCAUUUGGCUACUGUGAAUAAUGCCGCUAUGAACAUUGGUGUACACACGUCUGUUUGAUUUCCUGCUUUAACUCUUUGGGGUAUAUAUCUAGGAGUGAAAUUGCUUGGUUUUCAAUAAGCUGAACUUUUUGAGAAAUUGCCAGGUGUUUCACUUGCAAGUCUUUUUCUAUUUUAUAGAAAAUUUGCAGUUGAUCAUUGCUGAAAUACUCUAUCACCGUCUAAUCGGAGAACCCUUUUCCUGAGCCUUGGACAUGUCAGUCUGAAGUGUACAUAUUACUUUGUGGUUUUCUCCAAAAAGGUAUUAAAUGCAUUGGUAUAAAUUAUGAAACAUCUCCUGUGUUUGCCC
Molecule: messenger RNA, 12840 nt
Organism: Loxodonta africana (African savanna elephant)
Lineage: Eukaryota; Metazoa; Chordata; Mammalia; Proboscidea; Elephantidae
Gene: EPPK1
Product: epiplakin 1
Exons: 2
Coding region: 92-12112 (4006 amino acids)
Biological process (GO): wound healing; intermediate filament bundle assembly
Cellular component (GO): cell junction; membrane; keratin filament
Molecular function (GO): keratin filament binding; structural molecule activity
Source: RefSeq, a predicted model, not a curated record